UCAGGGAAGGAGGAGAGCCGCCUGAGAGGAUCCGCCUGGAGGAUCUCUGGGCGGCCGGUGGGGAGCGUCGCAAGGCGCCUCCGAAGGGCUGUUCCCCGGCAUGUGGCGAAGGAGCCUCGGGCGGUUGCUUGGCAAGGGGGCCCUCGCGACCCUUCGCCCCGCGCCCCGUCCGGAGGCUUCUCCCGUGGCCUUCAAGAGGCCUUACGCGGCCCAGGCAGAAAGGAAAAGAUUUUACCAGAAUGUUAGCAUCUCCCAAGGAGAAAGUGGCUUUGAAAUCAACUUGGACAGCCGGAAGCUGAGAACUCCGCAGGCUAAGCUCUUCACGGUGCCCAGUGAGCCUCUGGCUUUGGCUGUGGCAACUGAGUGGGAUUCCCAGCAGGACACUAUCAAGUUUUUUACGAUGCAUCUGACCAACUUGUGCAACACCGCUUUGGACAACCCAUCACAGCGAAGCAAAGAUCAGCUCAUCCAGGCAGCUCUGAAGUUCUUGGAGACAGAUACUAUUUGUUACCGGGUAGAGGAGCCACCAGCCUUGGUAGAACUGCAGAAGAAUGAAUGGGAUCCAGUAAUUGAAUGGGCUGAGAAAAGAUACAAUGUGGUGAUUGGCUCUUCAACCAGCAUCAUGGGUCCUACCCUCCCACAAAGCACAAAGGACAUCUUCAUUAGCCACCUUGCUUCAUACAACAGCUGGGCCCUUCUAGGCAUAGAAUACAUGAUAAUACAGCUGAAGUCUGUGAUUCUAGCAAUGAGCCUCGUUGACAAACAUUUAACAGUUGAACAAGCUGUUGUCCUAUCUCGACUGGAGGAAGAAUUUCAGAUUCAGCACUGGGGGAAUGUGGAGUGGGCCCAUGACUACGAAAGGUAUGACUUGCAGGCCCGCACAGCUGCUGCCACCCUGUUUGUCCACCUUUGCUUAGAAAAUUCCACCAUCAAGCACAAGCUGCUUCAGCACUGAGGAAUUAAGAUGCAGAAGAAGGGAGAGAGUCAGUCUGGAUAAACCUGAAGAAGAUUCAGAUGGAAUGGAUGGUGGAGAGGUGUUGUGGGCAUGGCUGGGCCACAGAGUAGGAGAUGAGACUCUUCUCUUCCAUGCCCCUGGAGGCUGAUUCUUCCUGGAAGUUUUGGGAGUGACGUCCUAUCCAUCUCUGACCACUUCUGACUAUACUUCCUUGUUUCCCAGGUUCUGCAUUUUGCCUGGCAGGUAGACAGAUUUCAGGAGCAGAGUGUUGGAAUGCUACAUGAGCCUGCCACAAUGGGUGGAAGGCCACAAGUUCUGUCCCUGGAGGACAUGUUGCUAGAGGCGGUUAGAGGUGGGAAAAUAUCGCAGCAAUUGAGCAUCUCUAUUAAGAUUGAAGACACUCUAGCUAGAGUCCCCAACAUGAGACACAGGCGGUUCCAACAUGCCACCAAUAUCCCCUUGGUGACCAUAAAGAUCCUGCUGCACCCCCCUCCCCAAUUAAAUUUAAAAGAGAUCAUUGCCACCUUUAUUUUAGAGAACUCUCCCUCAAUUCCAAAUUGGCUCCAUAAACUUUUAUUAGAAAAUUAAAAAAUCGUGAACACAACUGA
Thamnophis sirtalis is the source of this 1563-nucleotide messenger RNA. It is a transcript of the gene ATPAF2, whose product is annotated as ATP synthase mitochondrial F1 complex assembly factor 2. Lineage: Eukaryota; Metazoa; Chordata; Lepidosauria; Squamata; Natricidae. Gene Ontology annotation, cellular component: mitochondrion. Gene Ontology annotation, biological process: mitochondrial proton-transporting ATP synthase complex assembly. The record is from RefSeq and is a predicted model, not a curated record.